Drosophila rhopaloa is the source of this 3840-nucleotide messenger RNA. It is a transcript of the gene Mat89Ba, whose product is annotated as nucleolar protein 6. Gene Ontology annotation, cellular component: UTP-C complex; CURI complex; small-subunit processome. The transcript is spliced from 6 exons. NCBI's taxonomy places the organism in Eukaryota, Metazoa, Arthropoda, Insecta, Diptera, Drosophilidae. The record is from RefSeq and is a predicted model, not a curated record. Gene Ontology annotation, biological process: tRNA export from nucleus; rRNA processing. Bases 107 to 3733 code for a protein of 1208 amino acids.
UUCAAAUACCGAAUAGUUUAAUAUCGCAGUUGCAACACGUGCGAUUGUGUUCUCUCUCCAGAUAAUAAAUAAAUUAUAAUUUAAAUAGGAUUUGUACGUAACAAUAAUGAUGUUGAAAGCUAAAAGGAAACCAGGAAAGUCGGAUCGGAUACCGAAAAAAACAUCAAAGAAAGCCGAUCGAGCGGAUUCCCAGGAGGAUUCAUCUGCCGUGGAUCACCUCCACCUGGAGCAGUCCACUCCCAGCAGCGACGAUGGCUUCGAUGAACCGGAACCCACACCCGCCAAGAAGAACCCAAUCCAGGUCACUACCAAGCCAAAGAACAACAAGUUCAAGCAGAAGAACGAGACCAAAAAUGUAAAGCCACCUACUCUGGAGGAGAUGAAGGAGCUGCGCGAUACCCAGAACCUCUUUCACUCCAACCUCUUCAAGCUGCAAGUCAAGGAAAUGCUGGAGGAGCUGCAGCUAAAAACCAAGUACAUGGAGUUUAUCGACAGCUGGCUGGAAUCCUUCACGGUCUUCACCCAACAGUUGAAAGAUGGGUUGAUGGAGCGAACUAACCUGGAGGUGCCUUUAAAUCUGCAACAAAAACCAUCCGGAUUCGUUUUUUCCAAACCCACAAAGGAACCCUAUCUGAUUGGAGCCGCCGCUACGGGAACCCUGCUGGGUCCCAAGAUUGUGGUGGAUGUGGCUCUAGAGAUGCCGAAGGAAUCCCUGCACAAAGAAGAUUACCUUAACCUUCGAUAUGACCAAAAGCGAGCUCUUUACCUCACCUACGUCACGGAAAGGAUGCAGGAGUCGCCAAAUUACGCCAACGAUCAGUUCAAAUUUAACUACCUCGCGAACAAUCCGCUAAAGCCUGUACUCGAGUUGACCCCAGUAGCCAAGCAAGUGACCAAGCAUCUGCAGGUGCGCCUGUUUAUCACUGCUCCCCUUAGCAGCUUCAAGCCUGGUCGAUUUGUGCCCUGGAACAACAAUAUUCGCCCCUCGUUCUAUGGUGACGAGUGGGACGAGGAGGAGCCACUACCCUCCACCCAGCACUACAACGCCAACGUACUGUUCGAUCUUACUUUGGCCGAGAACCAGGCACAUUUGGAAAAGGCCUUUAAAGGCAGGCGCAACUUCCAGGACGGUCUUCUGCUUCUCAAAGUAUGGCUGCGUCAAAGGGAAUUGUGCAUAGGCUAUAGCGGCUUUGGCAGCCACAUCCUAGCCGCCUACAUUGUCUACCUGAACUCGCAGCGCAUCCUGCACCAGUCGAGCAGUAGUUAUCAGGUGGCUCGCACGGUUUGGAACCAACUGGCCAACACAGAUUGGACCAAAGGCAUCAGCCUGGCUCCAGCUUCAAUUCAGACAGAAGAACUGACAAAGUUGGCUUCGCACUAUGACGUCUGCUUCAUGGACUUUACAGGCCAACUCAAUUUCUGUGCGAAUGUUCCGCUCUCCCUUUACCAAAGAGUUCGAGAGGAGGCCAAACUAGCCGUGGAUCUGCUUAAUGACAUGAAGCUAAACAGUUUCCCGCUCAUCUUCAUGCAGAAGUGUCCACUGUACAGCCGUGUGGAUAAUAUCUUGAAGAUUACCAAUUAUUCGUGUGUGAAUCAGAUGCUUAUGCUGCAUUCCCAGCCUAAAUUCAAGUAUGAUUAUGCCAAAUAUGGCUAUCCCCAGCUGCUUCAAUUGCUGACAGAGCUUCUUAAAAAGGGACUCGCCGAGCGUGUACAAUCCAUUAUUCCCCUAGAAACGGCAACUACCGCUUGGCUAGUGGAAAAUAAGGCUCCAAGCAUUGGAAAGUACAUUCAACUGGGUUUAAUACUCCAGCCAGAUCACGCCUACGAGGUGUUAAAUAAAGGACCCGCGACCAACGAGGAUCCAGAGGGAGCUGCAGAGUUCCGUCGGUUCUGGGGAGAAAGGUCAAACCUUCGGCGCUUUCAGGAUGGCAGCAUCACCGAAGCUGUCGUUUGGGGAACCGCCCAGGACUCCCCAGCCAAGAAGCGACAAAUUGUUCGUCAGAUUGUGCUUCACUUGCUGGAGCAUCACCUACAACUGGAGGGCAAGGAUGUGCAAUUCAUCGGCGCUGAGUUGGACCAGGUCUACCGCCUGUCUCCCUGGUUCAAGGUCAACAAACUGAAGACCAAGCUGAUACUGGAUCAGGACACAGAUGCGGAGGCACUCAGUCCACACGUCAUCCGCUGCUAUGAUGAAUUGGCACGACAACUACAUGGGCUGAAUGGUCUGCCGCUGGAGAUCGUCUCUAUAUCAGGCACAUCACCCAUAUUCCGCUACUGCGAACCCCAGCCAGUGCUGCCACAAGCACGUGUGGCAGGCAAACACAUUCUGGCCAGCCAUGUGCAGAGGGUGGUUAUCCAGCUGGGCCAGAGCGGCAAGUGGCCCAACGAACUGACUGCACUGCGUGCCCUUAAAACGGCCUUUCUUAUUGAGAUUGGCGAAAAGCUUGAGGCGCAGUGCCGCCUUCAAUGGGUAAUGUCCGCCGAAGGUCUUCUGGUACUAAAGCAGGGCUUUUGCUUUCUCAUUGAGCUGGCCCACAGCAAGGAGCUGGCUUUGCUCAAGCAAGAGGUUACUGAACGUGGCGUAACCACAUACGUAGAUAACCCAGCAAGUCGCACUUUAGAACGCCAUCACUACAUACUACCCAAAGUGAGCGGCGCAUUGCACUCACUCCAUCAGUCCCUCUCUGCUUUCGGGCCCACUGUGAUGUUGGCCAAGCGUUGGCUUGCCACCCAACUGCUGGACGAUGGUCUGUGGCCUGAGAUGGCCACCGAGCUGCUGGUGGCUCAUCUUUUCCAGCAGCGAAAUGCGCCACAAGCCAUAGCGGCGCCCCAAACUGGCUUCAUUCGGUUCCUGCAACUGCUCGCCCACAGCGACUUCACUGGCGAACUCUUUCUCCUCAACUUUAACAACAGCUGGCAGGAACAACAAGUAGCGGAUCUGGAGCACAGCUACCGCAGCGACCGACAAAGUUAUCCCCCCCUCGCUUUGGCCACUUCCUACGACAUUCAGCACGCCGGACGCCUUUGGACCUCGGAUCAAUCACCCAGCCAACGGGUACUGGGACAUGUGACGCGACUGGCCCGCCAUGGUCUCCAAAUUAUCGAGACCAGCCUGAUGUCAAAGGAUCUGAGAUUCGUGCGGCCGGCACAAUUGUUCCGAGGUUCUAAUGAGGGUUACGACUUGGUUAUACAACUCAAGCCAGAUCUGGUGCCCAAUUCUCUGAGCUAUGAUCUGGGAUCCCCAUUCGUAUCCUUUAGCCAGCCAAACUUCCAUUUGCCUCCAGCCGGUGCAGAUCGUAUGGCCAGGAUUGUGGGACAACUGAGGUCUGCCUACUCCGACUUUGCUGCCUUCUUUUAUAAUCCUCACGGCGGCAAGGAACUGGCUAUUGUGUGGCGGCCGCCCACGGAUUUCGCACCAAAACCCUUCAAGGUCACCGAGCUGCAGGCCUGCAGUCCCUGCGAAAACGGCAAAGUCCAAGUUCUUAAAGAAACGCUGCUCGAGGAUUUCAAAAUGCUUCUUAAAGAUUUCUACCUACGCAUUUCCACCCCAGAGGAGCUAAAGCGGGAACAGCGGGAGCAUCAACAGCCCAAGCGGUACUUCAAUGCCAAGCAGCCGCAGGAGAAGUCAAGCCUGAAGCCCAAAAAGCAGAAGAUUCAAAAGGACGCUGAGCAGGAAGCGCCGCCCAAAAAGAAGCGACUCAUUAAAAGUUCGGCUCUGAAGGCCUUAAAUUAAAUUUAGACAUAGCUUUCUGCUUAUCUGUGUAAGUAAACUAAUAGUUAAGUAUAAAAGUUUUUUAAAUGUAGAAAAAAUGUAAAAUAUAUUAUAUUUUUAUAACCUCA